AUGCUUCCGACUAGGAUGUCUGCCACCGCGCGGGCGGCGACAUUGCGAUCUCGGGCCCCGGCCCUACGAGCAACUUCUCAGCUGUUGGCUUCUCGAGCGUCGGCGUAUUCGACAGUCUCAGCGCAGACUCUGGUCUUCUCGUCAGGCCGUCGAACCACCCUCCCAUCUCCUCCCCUCUCCACGACGCAGCUAAUUUCACCAUUUGCCGCUCUCCCUUUGACCCGAUCUUUUCACGUCGCAACUACUCUCUGGCAACAGAAGCAGCAGCCAAGCCAGGAGCAGCAAAAAGAAGAAGAGAAGGACGAGGACGGAAAGUCAGAGGACAAGUCAGAAGGCGAGCAGUCCAAGGAAGAGAAGGGAGAGGAGAAGAAGGAAGACGCUCCUCCGCCACCACCGCACGGAGACAAGACCCCUUGGCAAGUGUUUCGGGAGACUCUCCAAACCGAGUUCAAGGCGUCCAAGGAGUGGAACGAGUCCACCAAGGCGCUGGCUUCUUCGGCGCAGGAGCUCAGCGAGAACGAGAACGUGAAGCGUGCACGCGCGGCCUACGAAGCCGCUUCGGGUGCCGCCCAGACGCGCACCUCGGCGGCCCUGAAAACUACUGGUCAAGUAAUUGGCAAGAGUGCUGCCUGGACAUGGAAUACCCCCGUGGUCAAGGGCGUUCGGAAGGGUGUCACCGCCACCGGGUCGGGAAUCGAGCGGGCCACGAGACCCGUUCGAGAGACUGAAGCCUAUAAAAACGUGAAGGAAACGAUUGAUGAUGGGAGCAGCUCCCGCUAUGGUGGAUGGGUUGAGAAGGAAGAGCGACGCAAGCAGCGGAAGCGCCGUGAGGAAAUGGAGGCCAGGACUGGCAAGCGGCAGUCGGGGCCCCUGGAGGAAGAUCCCGAGUAA
This is a messenger RNA of Penicillium lagena, 891 nucleotides long. RefSeq lists its product as uncharacterized. Gene Ontology annotation, biological process: protein import into mitochondrial matrix. Gene Ontology annotation, cellular component: mitochondrial inner membrane. The coding region runs from base 1 to 891 and encodes 296 amino acids. NCBI's taxonomy places the organism in Eukaryota, Fungi, Ascomycota, Eurotiomycetes, Eurotiales, Aspergillaceae. The record is from RefSeq and is a predicted model, not a curated record. The transcript has a single exon. Gene Ontology annotation, molecular function: protein-folding chaperone binding.